AUCAGAUCGAGAACUGAGUACAGUCAAGACCCCCUUGAAAAAGUUAUAUCAUAUUGCUAAAGUCUUCGUCUUUGUUCCCAUUUCAACAAGCCUUACAAUGAACAUGACAAAAGUUUUGAUAGUUCUCAUCAGUAACAUCCUGAUUGCAUCUUCGGCAUCAAUUCCAUCCCAAUGUAAAAUACCAAGCAACUUGCAAGUCCAGUACGAGAGUCUGUCCCGUGCAGCCAUUGGUAAUAGCUUUUUUCUACCAUCUGAAAUGGCUCCAGCCGGAAGUAACCAGCCACCACAGAUUAAAGGGAAUAAAACUUGUCCAACAUCUUCUGGAUCUACUGCUACCAUCAGUGAGCGAUCAACCUGUCCUUGGUAUCUGAACAUUACCCAUGAUUCAACAUAUUUCCCUCCGUCACGUGCUGAAGUAGUGUGUCAUUGUAGUGAUUGUGUAGACACAGAUAGCAAUCACCAGUGUGUGAUGGUAUACACUAAAAUGACUGUCCUCAAACGUACAGGGGAAUGUAUCGAUGGACUAUAUGUAUAUAAGCCAAAAGUGAUUGAGGUAGCCACAGCUUGUGUAUGUGCAAGGAAAGUCGAUUUUAUAAUCGAAAGAAAUAAGGACGAUUACGAGUCGUAAAUACAACUGACUACUAAAAUGUUCUCUGCGUGUAACGCAAAAGUUAUUCAUGAUAUGAAAGCUUAAGUAUACCACCAUGUGGUUAUUUAAAUAUAUAUACACACAAAAACAAAACACAUACAUUUUUAUUUGUAUAUCUAUAUGUACAUAUGUAAAUAUG
This is a messenger RNA of Octopus sinensis (East Asian common octopus), 788 nucleotides long. RefSeq names its product interleukin 17-like protein. Gene Ontology annotation, cellular component: extracellular region. NCBI's taxonomy places the organism in Eukaryota, Metazoa, Mollusca, Cephalopoda, Octopoda, Octopodidae. The transcript has 2 exons. The coding region runs from base 98 to 628 and encodes 176 amino acids. Gene Ontology annotation, molecular function: cytokine activity. The record is from RefSeq and is a predicted model, not a curated record.